Molecule: messenger RNA, 1383 nt
Organism: Pyrus x bretschneideri (Chinese white pear)
Lineage: Eukaryota; Viridiplantae; Streptophyta; Magnoliopsida; Rosales; Rosaceae
Product: E3 ubiquitin-protein ligase MIEL1-like
Exons: 12
Coding region: 258-1061 (267 amino acids)
Biological process (GO): ubiquitin-dependent protein catabolic process; protein ubiquitination
Cellular component (GO): nucleus
Molecular function (GO): ubiquitin protein ligase activity; zinc ion binding
Source: RefSeq, a predicted model, not a curated record
AAACAUGGCCGUUGCCAAAAACAAUAUUAAAUCUUUUCCCGCAAAACUCUAUUAUUUUCCAUUAUUUUACAGCUUAAUCCUUCAAAAACCAGAAAAUAUUGACUAUUUUAAUGGAAAGGGGACCCCUUUACUUUACGUGAUGGCUCGGGCUCUUUUCAAAUUGAGGACAAACAGAGCCAACCCAUCCUUCCCAAAUCGGGAAACUUUCAUUCAUUCUUUAAGCCUUCCCCUCUGCGAUUCCUCCUCUUCCAACUCUCAUGGAAGGCUCAGCCAAUGAACGUCUCGAUUUUGGGAAGAUGGGUUAUGGAUGCAAGCAUUACAGAAGAAGAUGCCAGAUUCGAGCUCCGUGCUGCAACGAGAUCUAUCCUUGUCGCCAUUGUCACAACGAAGCCACGAGCAUGUUGAGCAACCCCUUUGAUCGGCAUGAGCUCGUUCGCUACGAUGUGAAACAAGUUGUUUGUUCGGUUUGUGACACAGAGCAGCCGGUUGCACGAGUUUGUACAAACUGCGGCGUCAGUAUGGGGGAAUAUUUCUGUGACAUUUGCAAAUUCUAUGAUGAUGAUACCACGAAAGAACAAUUUCAUUGUAAUGAUUGUGGGAUCUGCAGAAUCGGGGGUCGUGACAAAUUUUAUCACUGCAAGAAAUGUGGUUCUUGCUAUUCAAAUGGCUUACGUGAUAAUCACUUGUGUGUGGAGAACUCAAUGCAGCAUCACUGCCCUAUUUGUUACGAGUUCCUUUUUGACUCACUGAAAGACACUACUGUAAUGAAAUGCGGGCACACAAUGCACUGCGAAUGUUAUAAUGAAAUGAUGAAGCGUGACAAAUAUUGUUGUCCGAUAUGCUCCAAGUCGGUGAUUGACAUGUCCAAAACCUGGAAGAGAAUAGAUGAGGAGAUAGAAGCAACUGUUAUGCCUGAGGAUUACCGGUAUAAGAAGGUAUGGAUCCUGUGCAAUGACUGCAACGACACUACCGAAGUCUACUUCCACAUUAUUGGGCAGAAAUGCAACCACUGCAACUCAUACAACACACGCACAAUUGCCCCACCAGUUCUUCCUCAAUGAUAUCAUCGAGUCUGGUAGUCGCAGUGAAAGCUUGUAUGAUUAAUGAACAACGUAAAUGGGAACUUGAUUGUUAUCCUCCAAUUUAUUCUGUACCAUUGCUUUGUGAUUCAAAUGAUUGUAAUGUUGAAACGCGCCCAUUGAACUCUUUCCAGGCCAUUCUUCUUCUUCUUCCGAUUUAUAUGGUUAAAAGUUGAAACCCAGGUGUGGUGACUGGUGAGUAUUGGGUUGAUGUAAACAUUAUAUGUACUGUAAUUCAAGGGAAUGGUUUAUGGACUAAUGAAAGGUUUGCCACAUGAUAAUAACCAUGCCCAUCUUGCUUUCA